Messenger RNA from Melitaea cinxia (Glanville fritillary), 1144 nucleotides. RefSeq lists its product as uncharacterized. The coding region runs from base 409 to 1065 and encodes 218 amino acids. The transcript is spliced from 3 exons. The record is from RefSeq and is a predicted model, not a curated record. NCBI's taxonomy places the organism in Eukaryota, Metazoa, Arthropoda, Insecta, Lepidoptera, Nymphalidae.
GCAAUUAAACUGGGGUCACUGGCAGCUUUAUGUAAGUUAUCAAUAAAAUCGAAUUAUUUUUUCGAUUAUUCGAGCAAUCGUAUUAGAUGUAUCGCACAUCACUAAUAAAUGAAUGCAUAAUCUGUGACUCACAUACCGUUUGACUUUAACGAUACCAAAGAUUCGUAAUACCGCGGUUUCGCAUAUCGUAAACAACUUCAAAAUUCUAACCUCCACGGACCUUGGAGACGUUUUACGUUACAAUUUGAAUUAGACAAAUGAAAAGAAAAGUGUUUUUUACUGUGAAAAGUGGGGAAAAAUUGAGCAACAAUUUAUUUACAUAUCCAAAAUAAAAAAAGAAGCCUUUUCCGUUUAUAAUGUGCUAAUGUUUUUAAUGAAUGUUGGUAGUGAAAAAGUAAUAGUGUAAACAUGUCGAGUAAAUUAAAUGUAGAAACAAAAGAAAAUAUAUCAAGUGAAAUUAAACGAUUGCAACAGAGGUGUCUCGAUGUUUGUGAAAUAAUAGAAAAUACGCCAUUUGAUGCGUCGCUCACCCCGGACAAUGUUGGAGAAAAAGCCCUUAAUUAUGUAGAAGGAUUAAGAGUGGAAAUAGAAAAUUCUCAAACACAAAUACCUACAGAUGAAAAUCUGAUUGUAAGUCAGCUUCUUGCUGAUAUGAAAGUGAAAACUGAACAAGUAGAAGAACUCAUUGCGUUCACUAGAGGGUCAAUACUUGAUGUUGAAAACGAGAUACAAAGGUUAACUGACUUAACAAAUACAGCAAAAGAAGCAUUGUCUCGCCCGAGGAUAGUACAGAAGGAAGUAACGCAAGAACACUUGCAGAAAGCUAAAGAAACAUUCCAUGAACUGAAGACAGAACUCCAUGGUCUCAUACAAUCAUUGUUUCCAAAUGAUAGUGAUGCUAUUUUCGAUGUUAUGGGGCAUUUAAUGCAAGAAAAGCUCAACGAGGAAUCAAACGGCUACAUACAAAUUACUCAAGAAAACUAUAGGAUAAUAGAACUUCUAAAGGAUAUGAACAUUGUCACAACAAAUCCUUACAACAAUAUGGAAGUUAAAAUAGCUUAUUAAGUUUUAUUUAUAAUAUGUAAAAUAUUUGUGUUUAUUGCGAUUGUAAUUAACUUUAUAUGAAUAAACGUUAUAAGUAGUA